Messenger RNA from Triticum urartu, 414 nucleotides. The record is from RefSeq and is a predicted model, not a curated record. Lineage: Eukaryota; Viridiplantae; Streptophyta; Magnoliopsida; Poales; Poaceae.
AGCCUCACACACCAAGCACACGCCUCUCUUCCUCCUCCAUCUCUCAUUCCCUGGUCUCUGUCCUCUCCUCCCGAGCUUCACAGUUCACACACACACAAAACCAAGGCAAGAUGGUGGGCACGCUGGAUGAGGGGAAGAUCAUCGAGUACUUCAGGAACAAGAGCGUCCUCAUCACCGGAGCCACGGGCUUCCUUGGCAAGAUAAUGGUGGAGAAGAUCCUGAGGGUCCAGCCGGACGUGAAGAGGAUCUACCUGCCGGUGCGGGCGGCCGACGCCGCGGCGGCGAGGCGCCGGGUGGAGACCGAGGUGGUGGGGAAGGAGCUGUUCGGGAUGCUGCGGGAGCGGCACGGCGCCGGGUUCGAUGCCUUCGUCGCGGACAAGGUGGUGGGGCUGGCCGGCGACUUAAUGCGCGAGG